AUGCUUCCAGCACGGCCUAUCCCAGCAGAUGAGAUGGAGGUGGGCCUUGGGAUUCAUGGAGAGCCGGGCCUUCGGGUGAAGGCCACCGCGAGCACCACCGCCAAGGAGAUCGUUGAGACCAUCAUGUCGCAAUUGGCCAAGCACGUGCCUCGGAAGGUGCCACUUUGCGUGAUGCUCAACAACCUAGGCUCUGUGCCCGUCUUGGAGAUGCAGCUGAUCGCAGGGCAAGUGAUGAACAGCGAGUUGGGCCCACGCAUCAAAUUGCUGAUUGGGCCAGCUCACUUGAUGACCGCCUUGGACACCAACGGCAUCUCCAUCAGUGUUUUACCGUUGGAAGACCGUGCCUCGCGCGUUGGCACCGCGCUCGCCUUGGAUGCGAAGCGGGACGGCGAGAAGGAAGGCGGCCGCCAGCGGAGCAAAAGCGUACAUUUCCGAGACCAGCUGGAGGAUGGCCACGAAGUGGCUGGAAAGGAGACUCAGGAGGACAUGGCCAAGGACAAGGAAGAAGAGGCUGGACUUUGA
Durusdinium trenchii is the source of this 522-nucleotide messenger RNA. Lineage: Eukaryota; Dinophyceae; Suessiales; Symbiodiniaceae. The record is from the annotation of a GenBank genome assembly.